AUGAUUGUUCCAUCAGAUUCAGAAACAAAAGAAGUACUUGAAUUAUUCAAAAGAUAUUAUGGAGGAUAUUAUAACAAUUACAACAGUGGAUGGUAUAGAUGGAGGUGGUUACUUUGGUUAUUAGUAUUAAUUCCAAUUUUCUUCUUUUUAAUAUUAUUUUGUUGUAGAAGAAGAAGAUCAACAUCACAAGUUUAUUAUCCAGAUAAUAAUCAACAAUAUUAUCAAAAUAAUCAACAACAACAAUAUGUUCCACCAGAAAAUCCUCAAACUUCACAAACUGGUGGAUAUAAUAAUCAACAAUAUGGUAAUGAUGGUUAUGGUGGUUAUGGUGGAGGUCAACAAAAUAAUGGUUAUUAUGGUAGAGAAGCUGAACAUGAUGUUGGUGGUAAUGAACAAUUUUCUGCUCCAGAUGGUCCUCCACCUGCUCAUACUAAAUACUAG
Messenger RNA from Lodderomyces jiufengensis, 441 nucleotides. RefSeq lists its product as uncharacterized. NCBI's taxonomy places the organism in Eukaryota, Fungi, Ascomycota, Pichiomycetes, Serinales, Debaryomycetaceae. The transcript has a single exon. The coding region runs from base 1 to 441 and encodes 146 amino acids. The record is from RefSeq and is a predicted model, not a curated record.